AUGAAUAUGAACUAAUAUUAAUAUGAUAUUGAAAUUGUAAAUACAUAAAUUAUUUUUCCAAACUUUAGGAGGCUGGAUAUGUUGGACCUGUUGUUUGAAAAUUAACAUACUUAGUAUAAUGCUCCUCCUAAAAUCAGGAAAAAGAGAUUUUUGGCAACACCUUCUCAUUUAACAUUAAUAACAUUAAAUUUGAGUGAUAAUUGCGAAAGUUUAAAUGAGGAAGUUAAGCAUCAGAGUAGAAUGAAGCUUCAACCUAUUUUAAUUAUCAGAUUUUUAGAACAAAAACUUGAAGAACUAUUCUGA
Paramecium tetraurelia is the source of this 303-nucleotide messenger RNA. RefSeq lists its product as uncharacterized. The transcript is spliced from 2 exons. NCBI's taxonomy places the organism in Eukaryota, Ciliophora, Oligohymenophorea, Peniculida, Parameciidae. The record is from RefSeq and is a predicted model, not a curated record.